CUGGUGAUUUGCCUUCGCCGCCCGCAGCUCCGCUCCGGACAGCCCGCGGGGACCGGGGCUGCAGCCGCAAGAGCCGCUCGCUCGCUCGCUCCCUGGCACAGGGGAAAAGUUUGCUGCUCUUCUUCCUUCCUUCUCCUCCUUCUCCUCCCCUCAUAGACAGAGCCCGCGGCCCGGCGCGGCACCCCCGGGCAGGGGCAUGGCGGACUGAGCGGCCGGGCCGGGGGCGGCCGCGCCGCACCUGAGGGACGGGGCGGGGGCGCCUGUGGCCGCGGCGCCCCGCGGACGACCAUGCGCGGCGGCGGGGGCGAGCGCUAAGCCCCUCUGGCCUGGUUGCCCCCCGCCGGCCCGGGCUAUCGCCGCCGCGGGGGGGGCUGGGCUGGAGGGCGGCGGGGAACCCCCGAGGAGAGGGGGAAGCGGGGACCUCGCCUGCCUGUGCCCGCCCGAGCGCCAUGCCGCGGCGGCUGGCCUGGCUCUGCUGCUGCUGGGCGCUGCUGAGCGGCGCCUGCCGCCCCGCCGAGCCCGCGCUGCCCGCCGAGGGCGGGGAGCCGCCGUCCGCCGCCGCCUCGGGCUUCCUCUACCGGCGGCUAAAGUCGCACGAGAAGCGGGAGAUGCAGCGGGAGAUCCUCUCGGUGCUGGGGCUGCCCCACCGCCCCCGGCCGCUGCCGCGGGAGCCGCCGGCCCCACCGCCGGGGCGGCUGACGGCGGCGCCGCGCUUCAUGCUGGACCUCUACCACGCCCUGGCCGAGGGCGCGGAGGGCAGCGCGGGCGCGGAGCGGGGCAGCCGUCCGCCGCCCGCCGCCCCGCCGCCGCCGCUGCCCAGCCCGCAGGACAGCGCCUUCCUCAACGACGCCGACAUGGUCAUGAGCUUCGUCAACCUGGUUGAGUAUGACAAGGAGUUCACGCCUCACCAGCGGCACCACAAGGAGUUCAAAUUUAAUUUGUCUCAGAUUCCUGAGGGUGAGGCCGUCACAGCCGCUGAGUUUCGGAUCUACAAGGACUGCGUUGUGGGGAGCUUUAAAAACCAAACCUUCCUCAUCAGCAUCUACCAAGUCCUGCAGGAACAUCAGAACAGAGCCUCUGACCUGUUUCUGCUGGACACACGGGCGGUGUGGGCCUCGGAGGAGGGCUGGCUGGAGUUUGAUGUCACUGCCACCAGUAACAUGUGGGUGAUGAACCCUCAGCACAACAUGGGACUGCAGCUGAGCGUGGUGACCCAGGAUGGUUUCAGUGUAAAUCCUAAAGAAGCAGGCCUUGUAGGCCGAGAUGGCCCUUACGACAAACAGCCUUUCAUGGUGGCCUUCUUCAAAGUGAGCGAGGUCCACAUUCGGACCACGAGGUCAGCGACCAGCAGGCGCAGGCAGCAGAGCCGAAACCGCUCCACGCAGGCUCAGGACGUUUCCAGGGUGUCCAGUGUCACAGAUUACAAUAGCAGUGACUUAAAAACAGCGUGCAGAAAGCAUGAGCUUUACGUUAGCUUCCAAGACUUGGGAUGGCAGGACUGGAUCAUCGCUCCAAAGGGCUACGCGGCCAACUACUGCGAAGGGGAAUGCUCCUUCCCCCUCAAUGCCCACAUGAACGCCACCAACCACGCCAUCGUGCAGACCCUGGUUCACCUGAUGAAUCCCGAUUACGUCCCCAAACCGUGCUGUGCCCCUACCAAACUCAAUGCCAUAUCUGUUCUUUAUUUUGAUGAUAAUUCCAAUGUCAUCUUGAAGAAAUACAGGAAUAUGGUAGUAAGAGCCUGUGGAUGUCACUGACAAACAGCCUUCCCCUGGACUCUGGGAUUCUACCGUGAACUUCCAUACUACCUUCCAUGCUUUCACAAACUACCUGACCUUGGAGGGAAAAAAAAUACCCUAUCCCUAAACAGUUGAUGAACCACAUCUGAGAACACGACGUCUGUGCCUUGUGGGAGGAGGGGACAUGGGGAGCACAGGCUGGGAUGCAAGCAAACCCCUGGACUCCUUCUGGGCUGCUCCUGAGCCGCGGCAGCCACUCAGCAUUGCAGGACAGCAACGGGCCCACGCACGCUGUGGUGGCCUGGGACAGGCUUCCCCUCACAGAGCAGCCUGGCCCCCCCAGCAGUUGCUUGGAUGUGUGCUGCAGUUUUACCAGAUGGUGUUAGUGCUUCAGAGCUGAAGCAUACGUCUUGUAUAAGGGACUAAAAAUUUCCUAAGGUUAGGAAUUAACUUCCUAGGACCUGUUGCAACACCUAGACCGUUAGUCUCCUCCUGAAAUCUGUCAUGACAGCAUCCUAAAUUGUGCCAAAGCAAAUGUUUCAGCUCUCUUACCUUCCAAGCACUAAGUCUGAUCCUGCAAGUGUAAGACAGCUUGGCUGCACCCUCUACUAGGAACACUGGUGUGAGCUCAGACCCUGUCUGCUCCUGUCCCUUCACUCCUUGACUGAGCGAUGUCACUUCGUGCGCUUCCUCUCACACGCCUUCCUUGCCUGCCCCACACAGCGCUGCCUCAGAUGCUCCCACGUGCCCAGGAAGGAAGUGGGGAUGCUUCUACAGCUGCAAUUCAGACGUAAAAGUUUAGGGGCCAUUCAUUCUCUAGCUGGACAAUUUAUUUACAGGAAGACAGAACAUCAGCAACAUAUGCAAGUCUUUGGCCAACCUUUUUCCUUCAAGUCAUGCCAGCACCACACUGGUAUAAAGGACCUGUUCCCAGCGCAGCGACCGUUUGUGUAGCAGAAGCUAAUAGCAAAUUGUUUUGAUCAAUAUUCGACUUGUAUUAAAUGCACUUACCUCUACGUCUUGCAUUUAAAAGGCUUCUUGUAAAUACAAGCUAUAAUUUAUUGCACUUGUCACUGUAUAUUCAUUGUGCUGUAUCAUUUAUAGAAAGACUGCUUUUUUAAAAAGUUUUUAUUUAGAAAAAUCUCAGUGUAAACAAUUGUACCACUUGGAUUUUAUACAAGAAACUCAUGAGAUUGUGCUUCACUAGAAAGUUGUUAAAAACGUUGAUAAUAAAGGCUUUCUUUAAGGCAGAAGUAUAUACAUUGAUCUAAUACAUCUGCCUGUACAACA
Colius striatus (speckled mousebird) is the source of this 3029-nucleotide messenger RNA. RefSeq names its product bone morphogenetic protein 6 (gene BMP6). The record is from RefSeq and is a predicted model, not a curated record. Gene Ontology annotation, biological process: SMAD protein signal transduction. Gene Ontology annotation, molecular function: growth factor activity; cytokine activity. Bases 450 to 1757 code for a protein of 435 amino acids. Gene Ontology annotation, cellular component: extracellular region. The transcript has 7 exons. NCBI's taxonomy places the organism in Eukaryota, Metazoa, Chordata, Aves, Coliiformes, Coliidae.